Messenger RNA from Sitodiplosis mosellana (orange wheat blossom midge), 1189 nucleotides. It is a transcript of the gene Snapin, whose product is annotated as SNAPIN protein homolog. The coding region runs from base 1 to 429 and encodes 142 amino acids. Gene Ontology annotation, biological process: intracellular protein transport; regulation of synaptic vesicle exocytosis; lysosome localization. Gene Ontology annotation, molecular function: SNARE binding. The record is from RefSeq and is a predicted model, not a curated record. Gene Ontology annotation, cellular component: BLOC-1 complex; synaptic vesicle; BORC complex. The transcript has 3 exons. Lineage: Eukaryota; Metazoa; Arthropoda; Insecta; Diptera; Cecidomyiidae.
AUGGAAAAGGAUAGUGACAGCACAUUAACUUCAUUGGAUGAGAAUACAGAGAAUUUGUGCGAUAAUCCUACACGUGAUACUUUGGCAGAGGGAAUAGUCAGCUUAUUUCAACCAAUUAUUGACCAAUUGGAUGAUCGAGUUCGUUCGACACGAUUGGCACAGCAAGAACUUUCAGAGCAAUUGGAUAGUUUAAUAGCGCAGUUGCGUUCAAUAGAAGACAUUCAACAGACCUCACCCGAAUUCGACACAUACGUGCAUAAGUUGAUUAACGUAAAGCAUAAGGUGACUGUUAUCUACAGCAUUUUACAAGGAGCUCAGGAUCGUUUGAACCGAAUACACAAGCAAGUCGAACGUGAAAAAUUGAAACGACGUUCGAUACUCGACAGCGAAUUGAAUAGCCCAAACACACCGACCACGCCAACAUUGUGAAUUCUUAUCUUUUAGAUUAAAAAAACCGGAGUGGAUCAUCAUAAUGGAAACGCCAUACCUAACUCAUAUAACAUCCGACGACUUCAAAUAUGUUUAUGAACCAGCUGAAGAUAGUUUUCUAUUGCUUGACGCACUCGAGGCAGACUUGCCAAAGCUCAGAUCCGAUCGGCCAGCGAUUUGUACAGAAAUUGGUUCGGGCAGUGGUGUCAUCAUAACAGCCGUAGCGAAAGCACUGCCUGAAACGGCUUGCUUCGCUAUUGACUUAAAUCCACGCGCUUGUGAUGUUACCGAACGAACGGCAACGAAAAAUGGAGCCAAUUUAAAUGUUGUCAACAUGAAUUUACUGAACGGUUUCCGCUCGAAUGUCAUCGAUGUGUUGAUUUUCAAUCCACCUUAUGUUGUGACACCCGAUGAAGAAAUCGAUUCAUAUAAAUCGCCGAAAGAUAAUCCCUUCAACGACAAUAUAAUCAAGUCAUGGGCAGGAGGCACCGACGGACGAUUCAUAAUGGAUCGUGUUUUCGAUGCAAUGGAUAGCAUUCUAUCAGCGAACGGUGCAGCUUACAUUCUGGUCAUUGAGGAAAACAAACCAAAAGAAAUCAUAGCUAAUAUGAAGACGAAAGGUUUUUGCGGGUCGAUUAUAGCUGAACGUCGAAUACGUGGCGAACAUUUGUAUGUUAUAAGAUUUCAAAGGAUUUCGCAAACGCUAGAUUUAUAACUUCAUUGAAGUGCAAUUGUAAUAAACUUGAUGGUUUUUCAUUCA